Molecule: messenger RNA, 1242 nt
Organism: Yarrowia lipolytica CLIB122
Lineage: Eukaryota; Fungi; Ascomycota; Dipodascomycetes; Dipodascales
Biological process (GO): lipid homeostasis; nuclear envelope organization
Cellular component (GO): nuclear envelope; nuclear membrane
Source: RefSeq, a predicted model, not a curated record
AUGUCAUUUGCAGAAAUGAGUAUCGACGAAGCGCCCGACGACGAGCCUCUGGUGACCGGAUUCAGUGGCUUCACGUUAUCUGACCAGGAUGUCCGGAACCGUCAGUUACAAUACCACCGACCCUUGCAGCAACAACAACCGUUUGACGAUCUGACCUCGGAGUUCUCCAAUCUGCGAACUAGCGAGACCCAAGACCCCGACGAAAUGGACAUUGACGACCCCACGGAUCUUCUUGACCUUCAAUCUGUCAACCUAUCGCGCAUGAACCCCGAGUUCCUUCCGCCUGUGUCUACACCCAUCAAGGCAGGUAAGAGAAGAACUUCCUCGGUGUCAGUUGCUGCUGCGGCACCCAACUCGCCAUGGAAGAUCUCAUCUGUGUUCAAUCCCACUGAACUCGGUGCCCAGUUUGCUGUCAAGGAGAUUGAGAAGAAUGAAGACGUGGAUAUGAGCAUGGUCCUCUACUCCCCUGUCAAUGAAGGUAAACCCCUUGAUCAGGCAGACGAUAUCGAUCCCGAUCUUCGACCAGACGCUAAACACGGCGACUUCUCUCCUCAAUCUGCCCAGGCAGCAGUACACACUCCAGCACCAACUCUUCACACUUCCGAGGCUCAAAGCCCGGGGCAGGAUCAGUCUGCAGAAUACCACCUUCAUCUGCCCAACCCAACCCUUGGAUGGAUGAUUCAAAACCCCAACCUGCCGUACAUCAUUACCUCGUAUCUACAGCUCGCGUUCAACGGCAUCAUGCUGGCCGUCAUGGCCUACGUGGUCUACUUAUUUAUUUCCUCGGUCCGACAGGACGUUGGUUUCAAGUUCUCAGCUCAUUCGGGCGAGAUCCUUAUGGCAAAAAGCAAGUGUGCAAAGCUGUACCUGCUUAACGAAUGUGCAGCCAACUCCCGCCGUCCAGCUCUGGAGACUCUCUGUGACCAAUGGGAACUGUGCAUGAACAGAGACGAACAUGCCGUUAACCGAGCCCGUCUCGGAGCCGAAACACUGGCCGAAAUCAUCACGGGGUUCAUUGACAGAUUCUCAUACAAGGCCUUGGGGCUCAUUUCACUGCUUUUCCUGGGGUCCAUGUUUGUGUCCAAUUUUGCAUUUGGCUUCUUCAGAGCAAAAGCAUACUAUAAUGGAGAAGUGGAGAAACAGAAUGGCCUCUGGGAUAAAGCAAGAUACACUUGGGGAGGGAGGAAAGAAGAUGAACCGAAACGACUCGUCUUUGGUCAACAGAAUGUUCUCCAAAACUAG